UUAAUAUUCUGAUAAGUGGCAGCACCUGCGCAUCGAACUGGCAACGCCAGCACAACUGAUAGGCAAAACACACAGAACACAGCACAGCACACAGAACACACACACACUGCAUAAAUAUAUAUAAGGGACAAUAUGUAAUAAUAUUUUGGAGCAUUUAUUAUUAUUAUUUGUUUUGUGCGAACGUAGCAAAAUUUGCAAGUGCCACCACCACCACAACAUCUAGUUUGUUGUUUUGGCAAAAUUCUGCAACGACGACGACGUCGACGUCCAGCGCUGCCGGCAGCACACGACAACAACUACUACAACCAUAACACCUACAACAACAAGAUGCACCAACAACACAUGGAUCUUCAUGCGCCCGUGGACUUGAACAAGUCGCUGGACGAAAUGACACCGGAGGAGCGCAUGCGUGCGGAGCAUCAGCUGAUGGUGGAGAAACACAGAGGCCACGAUGCGAUGCAUUCGGAAAUGGUCAUCAUACUGUUCAUGACCCUGGUGAUUGUCCAAAUCAUACUCGUCGAGUGGAAGAAGCGACACUACAGAUCUUAUGCAUUUGUCACACUGCUUGCCAUGUGGAUCAUACCGCUAAUCAUCUCGUGCAGCUUCGUCUGGCUGCGUUUCAUCAUCAUUUGGCUUAUCUUCACCACCAUUACGGCGCUGGUGAUGCGACGUGCGAUGACCAAGCCCAUUCAAGGCACAACGCCCAGACUGGUCUACAAAUGGUUCUAUUUCAUCUAUAAGCUAAGCUAUGGCCUCGGCAUCAUUGGUUAUAUAGUGAUAAUGGCCUCGUUUCUGGGCAUGAACUAUUUGUUCUCACAACCGCCAAACACAUGGAUGGACGUGGGCCUGAUGUUCUGUUUUUAUGGCCUCUACAUUGGUGUUCUGGGUCGUGAUAUAUCUGAGAUUUGUUCCGAUAAAAUGGCAGCAGCCAUUGGCUAUUAUACGCCGCAAGGCAUGCCGACGCGACACUUGGAUCAAAAUGUUUGCGCCGUCUGCGGCAAUCAAUUGCUGGUUUCAGAGAAGGAAGAAGGCGUCAUUGAGAACACCUACAAGCUGUCGUGCAAUCAUGUGUUCCAUGAGUUUUGCAUACGCGGCUGGUGCAUUGUGGGCAAAAAACAAACGUGUCCGUAUUGCAAAGAAAAGGUCGAUCUGCAGAAAAUGUUUCGCAAUCCCUGGGAGAAACCGCAUGUCUUAUAUGGCCGUUUGCUGGACUGGAUUCGUUGGCUGGUGGCCUGGCAGCCGCUCAUCUUUUUCAUUGUUAAGGGCAUCAAUUGGAUGCUGGGCUUGGAAUAAUUGCAAACAAAGAACGCUGUCAGCUCUCUAGUCAAGCACUCAUCAGACCAUAAACAAAUUGGAAUAUUGCUUUACACUUGUGCUUUACACUCAAAUUCAAAUCAAUCCAAAAUGAAAAUACCAAACCAACAACAACGACGACCAACUAUUUGAGCAGCAGAUGCUAGUUACAUUAUUUGAAUGGAUGGACAGAAGCUAUAUUAUCAUUCCCUCCCCCCAAACACAAACACACACACAUAAAGAUAAAGCACAAAGGUUUCCACAACUUUUGCUUAAUCAUCUCUUUAUUUUCGUCUUUGCCACUAUUUGUUCUCCACCUUCAACUUUCUUUGUUCAGUGUCUUCACAUACAGCAUUUUAAACUUAAUUAAUGUUUAUUACAUAUAUUUUUUUUUUUAAAUUGUAAACAUUAGAUACUACUAUACUAUCUAUUUAUAUAUAGAUGUAUGUGUGUGUGUGUAUAUACUGUAUACAUAUAUAUACAAAACUUGUAUUACGUCUAUCGUAUUAUGCGUUUUUUGCACUGGCUAUAGAAAGAUAUUUAAAAAGAAGAUCUUAACAAACUACCAUCAA
This is a messenger RNA of Drosophila sulfurigaster albostrigata, 1865 nucleotides long. Its product is annotated as E3 ubiquitin ligase Rnf121. Gene Ontology annotation, molecular function: ubiquitin protein ligase activity; metal ion binding. Gene Ontology annotation, cellular component: Golgi membrane; endoplasmic reticulum membrane. The transcript has 6 exons. Lineage: Eukaryota; Metazoa; Arthropoda; Insecta; Diptera; Drosophilidae. The record is from RefSeq and is a predicted model, not a curated record. Bases 328 to 1293 code for a protein of 321 amino acids.